UUGCUUUGAAAAUCUCAACUCAUGCCCAUUCUUCGAUGGUAUGAUCUUCUUGACUAUGUGGAUGGCUCCCUCCAUUGCCGUGCUGAAUUUCUUCCAGCUGAAAAUAAUGAGGAGCCUAAGAUCAGCCAUGCGUUUCUCAAUUGGAAGUGACAAGACCAGCUGUUACUUAGCUGAAUUAUCUCCCUCAUAGAGGGCGUCCAUGCCCAGAUCAUGGGUCUUACCACCUCCCAAAAUGUAUGGACUACACUAUAACUCUCGUUUUCGAAUCACUCAUGAGCAUGUAUAAUGUAAGUGUGAUUCCAAUUGUAAACUACCAAGAAGGGAUCCUUGAACAUUGCUGAUUAUUUUCAAUAAGCAAAAAACAUAACUUAUCAUCUCGUUGCAGUAGGAAAGCUUGUGUUUGAGGAUGACUUGAUACCUCACAUUCUUAGUGGACUCCCUUUGAGUAUAAUUCAUUUCAGAUGUCUAUGACUACAAAGUUUGAUCCAAUUAACCUCAAUGAUCUCUAUGAUAUGUUGCUAAACCAAGAUAUUCAACUCUCCGACCAACAUGGCUAUUUGGACAUUGGCUCUCCAUCGGCCAAUCUUGCAACCACACCAAACUACAACUCAAGAACGGGGUGUGGCAGUCAGUUUCCAAAUCGUGGACACGGUGGCCGUGGCCAUGGUCGUGGUCGUGGUCAUGGUCGUGGUCAAGGCGAUGGUCAACAGCAAAAUAAUAACUCCCACUUUGGAAAUCAACAAGGAUCGAUCAAUGGGGAGAGCUCUAUUGCACAGGCCGACUAAGGAUGGUUUAUACCAACUGGAAGUAGCAAAGAAGAGGAAUAAUAAGAGUACGGGUUCAACAUUCUUUGGAGAAAAAGUUGCAAUAACGGAAUGGAAAAAUCGACUGCGCCAUCCAGCAAUGCUUGUAAUAAGGCUCUCCAUGUUUAUGAGGCAUGUCAGAAAGGGAAAAGUCAUAAACCCCUUUUUUUGCACUCAUCCACUAUUUGUACUAAGCCAUUGGGUUUAAUAUUUUCUGAUGUAUGGGGACCUGCACCAGUUGCAUAUAAAGAAGGCUACCGUUAUUAUGUUCA
This is a messenger RNA of Amborella trichopoda, 1075 nucleotides long. The record is from RefSeq and is a predicted model, not a curated record. Lineage: Eukaryota; Viridiplantae; Streptophyta; Magnoliopsida; Amborellales; Amborellaceae.